AUGCAAAAGUACAGGAUCCUUGGCAAGAAGGGGGAGGGUACUUUUAGUGAGGUCCUUAAAGCACAGGAUAUAGAGACAAAGCGUUUUGUGGCGAUUAAAUGCAUGAAAAGGCUUUUCAAGUCAAAGGAGCAGGUGAAUCGUCUGCGUGAGAUUCAGGCGGUGCGACGACUGCAGCCGCAUCCAAACAUAGUUCAGCUCAUUGAGGUGAUGUUCGACCGGUCAACAGGACGACUGGCUCUGGUCUUUGAGUACAUGGAGAUGAAUUUGUAUGAGCUCAUCAAGGGGCGUCGACAGUACCUUGGCGAGGAACAAAUCAUGAGCUUUAUGUACCAGCUUCUUAAGGGACUUGACCAUGCUCACCGCACAGGUCUAUUUCACCGUGAUGUAAAGCCGGAGAAUCUCUUGGUAAAUGAGGACGGCACGUUGAAGGUGGCUGAUUUUGGAUCGUGCAAAGGCGUAUACUCUAGGCAGCCAUUGACAGAAUACGUUUCCACUCGCUGGUACCGUGCCCCGGAGUGUCUCUUGACAGAUGGCUACUACACGUAUAAGAUGGACUUGUGGAGUGCGGG
Molecule: messenger RNA, 569 nt
Organism: Trypanosoma cruzi
Lineage: Eukaryota; Euglenozoa; Kinetoplastea; Trypanosomatida; Trypanosomatidae
Product: protein kinase, putative
Exons: 1
Biological process (GO): protein phosphorylation; intracellular signal transduction
Cellular component (GO): nucleus; cytoplasm
Molecular function (GO): protein serine/threonine kinase activity; ATP binding
Source: RefSeq, a predicted model, not a curated record